GGGAGAGGCCGCUGUGUUCUGCAGACGGGAGGGCCGGCGAACUGGAUGCUUCCCCGCCAUUUGGGGUGAAAGAUGGCUGAUUUUUGCACGAGGCUCUGGGUGCUCCAGGCCAACCUCUGGCUGAUGGCCCUCGUCACAGGUGGGACGUCAGCAAACAAGAACAGCACCAUCAGCAGCACAGGCGGCGGGUGCCCUGUGGUGCAGCAGCACCCGCGGUACGUGGCAGCCAAGAAGAACAUGCCCGUCCACUUCAUCUGCUCCUCCAAGGACCCCGACAGCAUGCAGUGGUACAAAAUGGUGGAGAACAGUAACGACAUGCACGAGCUGCCCGACUCCCCCCGCUACAACAUCGAGAGGGAAGGCAAAUUCAUCAACUUCACCAUCUUCAGGAUCACCUACGAGGACAACGGCAUCUACGUGUGUGACAGCAAGAACCUCAGGGCGGAGAAGAAGCGACCGCACAGGUGCGGGACGGAGCUCAGAGUGAUGGGUCACAGCAACAUCCAGCAGAUCCAGAGCAGGAACACCCUGAAAGACGCCAUCAUCAUCAUCCAGUCCAUCCUGCUGGUCGUCUUCAUCAGCGUCCCCAUGCUCCUCUUCCUAGAUAAAGGUGAAGGCAAGGAAAGCCCGGAGGAGGACCACACCUACGAGGGCCUGGAGGUGGAGCAGAUGGCCACCUACGAGGACAUCACUCCUUUCCGGGACGUGAAGGCCAAGUGGACGGUUGGGGAGCACCCGGGUGAAGAGUGAGGGGUCCUGCGCCCACCGCCUGGCCGGCACCGGUGGCAUGGCUCCCUGCCAGCACCUUGCCGGCGCCUGCGGGGAGGGGCCCCCGGUUCCUGCCCUGGACCACGGCUCUGAUGGGUGCCCGGAUCCCGGGCUGCAAACCAUCUUCAGCAGCCUUGCGCGGAACUCGGGUCCUGCUGCCCACCAAAGGCUGCCCUGUCGCUCUCACCGCCCCGCUGAUGAACCCCUAAAGCCUAUGUAGAAAUUAGAAGCUACCUGCAAUCCCCCUGGUAGCGAACUGGCCCCAAACCCCGGGCAGCCCCACACCACGGCGCUGAGCUCCUGCAUGGUUAAUGCAAUGGAAGUACCAGGGUGGGUGGUGGGUCUCCUCCAGCCCUACCAUCCCUGGUAAGGAGAGGACUGGACAUGAUCCCUCUCCAUCCUGCAAGGACCCUCCUGGGCUGUGAGACCCCGCUGCAGCCCUGGCAGAGGAGCCGAGGUGAGCAAUACCAUGUGGGUUUUACAAGAAGUGGAUUUUGGGCCACUGUUUAGCUCUUCAGCCACGGACGUGUCCAGCAGGCCAAGCUGGCAGUCAUCUAAAAUGGAGGAUCCUCCAAAAGAACCUCUUUCUCCCCAAAGACUACAGGAAAAGCUGGGCAGACAGCUGUCACCCAGAGGGUCUUGCGCAAGUCUUGUUCCUCUCCAGGCAAGAGCUGGCCCAUAUCACAAGGACGUCCCCUUGGUGAGGGCCAUGUCCGAUCUCAGAACCUACGGGAAGAAUGUAAAUUGUGGGACUCAAAUGUCCAUCUGCUUUUUCAAGCCCUAAUAAAGAUAACGGGUAAAUUCACAUCCUGCUCCGUCCUGCCGUGCCCGGUCGGGGGGUGUCCCAUAACCCUGGUGCCAGGGUUGGUAGGAUGGAUGCUCUGGGAAUAAGAAGCAGCUUUUCAUAGGUCUAACUUAGGUAGAAACCACACUUCACCUCCUCAGGGCUCCGAGCGUAGGCAGGGAUGGAAAGCCGAGAGCAGCCGCGGGGUUUUCCUGGAAGCUCUCGCUGAGCACGCACGGGGGGACCUUUGUGGUCCC
Messenger RNA from Chroicocephalus ridibundus (black-headed gull), 1809 nucleotides. RefSeq names its product CD79b molecule (gene CD79B). Gene Ontology annotation, biological process: B cell receptor signaling pathway; B cell differentiation. The record is from RefSeq and is a predicted model, not a curated record. Bases 73 to 750 code for a protein of 225 amino acids. Lineage: Eukaryota; Metazoa; Chordata; Aves; Charadriiformes; Laridae. The transcript has 6 exons. Gene Ontology annotation, cellular component: B cell receptor complex; external side of plasma membrane.